CGUUGUUAGACGUGUCACUACUAUCACAGUGCACAUCGAUAUAUUAUCAGAAUGUUUAAACUUAAAAAAAAUGUUUGAACUUAACUAUGAAUACUAAGACUGGAUCCGCACGUUCAGUGCUUGUAGUUCAGUGGAAAAACUUAAAAUAGACGUGGUGUUAUGUGGUUUUGAUAUUUGUUUCGAUAAGCAUGAAAAUGAAAAGUGGUCAAGAAAACCAUCUAUCACUGAAUCAUUGGACAUGAAAGAGAUAGCAAUAGAAAUCUAGAAGCUACUAACGAAUGAUCUAAAUGCCUUAUUUAAGAGGACAGAGCGCUGCGUUUUGCAUGCGCAAACUAUGUUCGACUCGACUAAAGGCGCAUUGCUAGUAGCGCCAUCUCUGUCUAACAGCUCCUGUUGGCUCAAUGGCAAAGGGUGGCCCUCAUCGUUCCCAGCAACUACAGACAUAUUGAAAGCCUUGUUCAUAUUUGCCAUGUCUAUGUGCAUUGUAUUCGGAAACCUGGUGCUGAUUUGUGUGUUGAACAAUAGAAGGUAUAUCAAAUAUAUUGACAAUCAGCCCAGAUAUCUAUUGACUUCUUUAGCACUGAACGACCUAUUUACCGGCAUUUUGAUCGCUCCUGUAGCGCUGUUACCGGCUUUAUACAAGUGCUGGCCUUAUGGGGAGAUAUUCUGUCAAAUCCAGGCGCUAUUGCGAGGUGCUGUGAGUCAGCAGAGCGCAGUGAUUUUAGUGUGCAUGGCGAUCGACAGAUACAUGUACUUGCUGCAUCCAAACGCAUAUCAUAGGCAUUCUAGUAAGAAGGGAUGUGUGUUAGUGAUAAGUAUAACGUGGAUACUAUCGGUGUCUCUAUUUGCGAUGAUGGUUCUACCACGAUCAGGCUAUUACUUCAACUCAACAGGGCUGAUGGCCUGCGACGUGUUUCAUAGUAGAGUUGCCUUUAGAAUACUCGCUUGUUGUGCCUACUAUUUCCCGACCACAAUGGCACUCAUGUACUGCUACGGGUCGGGGUUUCACGUCAGUAAGACCAGAACUAAAAGCGAUCACGACCCGAGACCUAAUGGGGUACCGCCGUGUAAGACCGCGCACAACGAAAUCGAGACUGUGCAAAUACCAAGCUUUUCUAGACCACACAGUAUGAGCACAUCUAGGACAAUGGCGGCCAUUUCUCUAGGGUUUAUUGUGAUGGUAACACCAUCCACUAUUCAGGAAGUAGUGGCAGCGUGUACUGGAUGUAAGGUCCCUCCGAUAUUGGAUUUUAUUGUUACCUGGCUCGCAUUGAGUAACAGCUUCUGGAAUCCAUUCCUUUAUUGGCUUUUAAACAGCCAUUUUAGAAGGAUAAGCCACGAGUUAGUUCAAUUUUAUAUUUGCUGCAAGCGGCCCAAAUCGUUCGCUGCGUACGAAAAAGGGGCCGGCUGCUGUGGGUCGUCCGUUACAUCAGACGGCUUACAUUCCAAAGGAGAAUUCGAAGGUCUAGGUGAAAAGUUUUGGGGCGAAAUUUUAGAGCGGACCGUUUCCUCUACCUCACUUCAUGCCAUACAAAAGAAUUGCCACAGAGACCCCCUGCGGUACUCUGGAUCGUUCAAAGGCUACCACAGUGGAUCUUGUAAGCACAAUACGAGGUUCUAUGAUGGCUACGGUCCUACCGAUCAUAGGCAAUUCGAAAGGUCCGCCUUCCAAAUCGAAGCUUGUUCGAGACAAUGUCGACUGAAGAAUUCUGACUUUUGUCUCUUCAGACCUGGACCAGAAUUAGAUUAUUCCAGCCGUUCUCGAUCCAACUUGAGCUUGGACGAGGGCAACUUCAAUAAAAUCUGUAACGGAAGGCAUCCGGAUUUGUGAGAGUUCCGGAACUGUCCGGUCUUCGGGCACAGAAGCAAUAGUAUAGGAAUUUAUCCCGGUAUGGAGAAUUUUAACUCGAAUAUAAAAUGGAAGUUUAAUGAUUCACUGUG
Molecule: messenger RNA, 1941 nt
Organism: Aricia agestis (brown argus)
Lineage: Eukaryota; Metazoa; Arthropoda; Insecta; Lepidoptera; Lycaenidae
Product: 5-hydroxytryptamine receptor 1A
Exons: 9
Coding region: 335-1831 (498 amino acids)
Biological process (GO): neuropeptide signaling pathway
Cellular component (GO): membrane
Molecular function (GO): corazonin receptor activity
Source: RefSeq, a predicted model, not a curated record